CUCAUUUCAGCGCAGGAGUGUCGUUCCUCUGGCCAGUGGCCCUUCAUUGUCAUACCCCAGUGGACUAUCGCCCCCCCUACCCCUCCUCUAUCCUCAGCAACUCCUCCAAACCUGGUCGGGGCGCAGGUCCCAUCAAGCAUCAUGACGCCGAUCCCCGCGGGCAAGUCAACCGGAGGGGUUCUCCAAAUCCCAGUGGCUGCAACGCAGAAGAAUUCGUCUGCGACACCCAGGAAGGCGCCGAAGCCAGCAGCCCCACGCUUGAAACUCGUCGUGAGGCGUCUCCCGCCCGGAUUGACUCAAGCGGAGUUUGAGACGGCACUGGGCCCGGAAUGGAAGACCGGGGGUGGAAAGGUCGAUUGGUUCCAGUACAAGCCGGGCAAGGUCUCCAAAGAUCCAGCCAAGCCCUCCCGACCUUCGCGCGCCUACAUCCAUGUCCUGUCCAACGAUCAUACCAUCCCGCUCUCGAACACGGUCCGUCAAGCGUCGUUCUUGGACGCCCGCAAUACCUCCAAUGACCCCGUGCUACUAGGCCCCCCAUCGCUGGAAUUCUCGCCUUACGCCAAGAUCCCCGGAAGCCGCUCGCGCAAGGAUGCCCGCCAGGGAACCAUUGAUCAGGACCCCGAGUUUAUUGCCUUCCUCGAGAGCCUUACGCAACCUAUCACCAAACCAACCCUCGUCGACUCCGCUGCAGAUGAAGAGAAGAAGGGUACGGUGACCGUCACCCCUCUGGUGCAGUACAUUAGGGAAAAGAAGGCCAACAAAGCCAAAGAGUCCAGCAAGUCAUCCAAACACAAGUCGGAUAAGGAUUCCAAGGCCGACAAGGUGCAGGCAAAGAAGCUCCUACAACGCCCUGAUAAGGACGCAAACCAGCCAUCUGCGACGGAGAAGCCAGAGAAGAAAUCCAGGUCGGACAAGGCUAGUAAGGAAGCCGUGAAAGCAGCGAGCAAGCAGGCCGCCAGUGUCGCUGCCAAGCAAGCAGCAAAAUCGUCUCCCGCGCAGAACUCUCCCAAGGAUGCGCCACAGCCAGCGUCGGAGCGAAAGCGAGAACGCGGAAACGUCGCUGCCGCGGCCAAGAUUCUGCAACGCGACCUCGGUCUCGCCCCAUCUGGCGGUCGUCGGAAAGGCAAAAGCGCUCCCGCGGAGGGAGAUGCGUCGAAGAACGAUCAAAGCGGCACCACCACUCCGGAGACGGGCAAGAAGGACACGCCCACCAGACCGUCAAGGGGAGGAGGCUCGCAAGGUAAGGGCAAGGGCGGUAGCGCGCAACAGUCCAACGAUCCAUCGGAAGCAAACACGCCGCCUGUCAGUACUACACCUAAACCUGCAAAGCCUGCGAAGGGUAAGCAAGCAUCGGCCGGACCGACAGCUACCGCCACUCAGGCAUUCCUCAAACACGCAAAUCCGUCGCAGGGCGUCACCGAACCUCUGCUCGAAGCGGCUUUUGCACCAUUCGGGAAGAUCGUCAAGGUUGAGAUUGACAAGAAGAAAGGAUUCGGUUACGUCGACUUUGCAGAGCCCGAUGCACUGCAGAAAGCCAUCGCUGCCAGUCCCGUCUCGGUUGCCCAGAGUCAGGUUGUCGUCCUGGAGCGGAAGGCCAACCCCGGAGGAGAGAAGGGCCGUGGCAAAGGCCGCGGUGAGGCUCAACCGUCUGCCGGGGGUGGUGGAAACAGUACCCGCGGCGGCAAAUCCGGCGAAGGCAGCUCUGGAGCCAACUCAUCUCGAGGGCCACGCGGUGGGCGAGGGUCCAAGAGCAAGGGCGGCUCCAAGGGAGGCGGCGGAGGGAGUAAUGCAGGGAAUGCCAGCGGAAAUACCCCUGAGGGCAAAGGAAACCCGGAAUCUAAAUGAGCUGUCACGAUAUGAUGUAUCCAAUGAUAAUACCAGGCGAAUGCCCCACGCGUCUUCUCUUCGUAUCCAACCUUCCAAAGCACAUGCCAGUGAGAUGGAAGCAGUGGGCAGAACCCACAUCAACAUUCAUUGCUUUUAUACCCUCUUUCGAGAACUCUUGCUCCCCGCAUAUGCGAUAGGAUGAUCUGGGGCUCAUUGUCGACCAAAAAGGCUACGGGAUGAACUGAAUAGCGUGUGGUGC
Molecule: messenger RNA, 2086 nt
Organism: Aspergillus heteromorphus CBS 117.55
Lineage: Eukaryota; Fungi; Ascomycota; Eurotiomycetes; Eurotiales; Aspergillaceae
Product: putative nonsense-mediated mRNA decay protein Upf3
Exons: 2
Coding region: 142-1845 (567 amino acids)
Biological process (GO): nuclear-transcribed mRNA catabolic process, nonsense-mediated decay; positive regulation of translation
Cellular component (GO): cytoplasm; nucleolus
Molecular function (GO): mRNA binding
Source: RefSeq, a predicted model, not a curated record